Messenger RNA from Schistosoma haematobium, 3895 nucleotides. Its product is annotated as Transcription initiation factor TFIID subunit 9B. Gene Ontology annotation, cellular component: transcription factor TFIID complex; SAGA complex. The record is from RefSeq and is a predicted model, not a curated record. Gene Ontology annotation, molecular function: transcription coactivator activity; RNA polymerase II general transcription initiation factor activity; protein heterodimerization activity. The transcript has 5 exons. Gene Ontology annotation, biological process: RNA polymerase II preinitiation complex assembly; DNA-templated transcription initiation. NCBI's taxonomy places the organism in Eukaryota, Metazoa, Platyhelminthes, Trematoda, Strigeidida, Schistosomatidae. The annotation marks the transcript as partial.
UGUGGAGUACAGAAAUCAAUGACAGAACACAAAAAUCCUACAGAUAUCAAUGAAGUAUUACCUCCGUCUUUAGCUGCUGUUAGAGAGAUAUUUUCGGAGUUUAACGUCUCGGAAGUUUCGGAUGAAAUAUGUACACGGGUUUUGGACGUUUUGUAUAGACACACAUGUGAUGUCAUCGAAGAGGCAAAGGCUGUUUCUCAUCAUGCCGGUCGACCGAAAAUUGAGGAAGAUGACGUACAACUAGCCAUCAAUUCAGUCACAGAUGGACUUAUGUUCGCACCCCCAUAUAGAGAUCAGUUACUAGCUUAUGCUGAGAAAAAUGAACAGCCACUACCAGCUGUUCGUCCUCAUUGUGGCAUUCGUCUACCCGCUGAACGCUUCACACUCACAGCUCCAAAUUAUUCACUUUUAUCAUGUGCAGACAACGCAAAAACAGCUUUUGUAUUCAUCGUUGUUCAUAUAGCUUGCUACAAAGAAAGGUUUCUUCACUUCGUUUGAUUAUCAACCAAGUGGAUCACGGGAUCGAAACUUUUUCCAUUUAUUGUUAGAAGCAGACAAGUAUCGCUAGGUCUGAAUAUGGGAGUUGUAGUCCUAGUCAUUUACUCCUUAUAUUAUUAUAUUCACCAAUCGGAAUCAGCUUGAACAACUAUCUAAGGUAUUAUAAAUACUAUAAACGUAUAUUUUCACAUUUUUCAAGAUCGUCGAUAAACGAUUAUGUAUGAGCUCAUAGAAUGUGUUGUGAAAUAGAAUUUCGUUUGCUACUCCCCAAAACUUAAAUGCUUAGUAACUCAAUCAACAUUGUAAACUCUUGACUCCCCUUACUGUGUAACACCUUUAUUGGAUGUGAUAAUUACUUACGCAGCCAUGAGUAACGGAGAUGGUGUGUUUGCAAUAUAGCGGAUGUUCCUUCCAGGGGCCUGUGGAAAAUAACGAUUUUCUUUGUGACUAUUAUUUGACUGAUGACAUGGUGCAAGGCGAUGAUAUUAUUCAAAUAUGGUCCACUAAAUCCUUUUGUUUCAAAUUUUAGUGUUUCGAAUGUUUUUAUAACUCUAUUAAAGAGUACAUGUCACCAAUGGUAUGCAUACAAUCCACUUGCUUGUGCUAUGUGUAGAUAUACUAUCAGGCUGUAUAGUUAUGCUAUUUGGACAUUAAAGUCAUGAAGAUCGAAAAGCUCUUUUCUAUUGGUGACCUCAAUGUAUUGGUUUUACCACUUAGGUUUCGGUGAAGUACUAUUACUGUCAUCUGUAAAUAUAACUUAAAUUUUAGGGAGACCUUAAAACAGUACCAGAAUUAAACUUGAUUUAUUUUUAAAUAAGUAGAAAAGUCACUCAGUACAUUGUAAUUUAUUCUUUUUUAUGACUUACUGACCGUGUGAAUGGUCCAUUUUAUUCUUAGGUGUGGUGAAAUAUUUACCCAUUCAUUGAAGCUGUGUUUGAAAUAAAGAAAAUAUAUUAAAUCCUUCAUCUGAACUCGCUGGGGAUUCUUCGAUGACACUUCAUAUAUCCAACCCCGUUAAUCCUACCAAAAAUAUAUUUAGAGCUAUUAAUCCUUCAACCAGACCAAUUACUGUUGGUAAUCCUAUGGGACCAUCUGUUCAUGUUAUUGCCGCUCCUGGAAUGGGACCUUCUAUGAUUCGUGUUCAAACUGUCCAAAAUGUUGCUCAAUUGUCCAGUGUAGAUACCAGCACUGGCUUACGAACACUUCCCGUGGGCCCUACAGUAUCCAGUGUCAUGUCUUUGAAUCGACGUUACAUGGACACAUCAUAAUUCAUUUUGGCAGUUACUAAUGAUAAACUUCCAUGACUUUUUUGGCUAUGAACUCUAAAUUAGGAUCCUCAAUACCAUUUCAGUGAUGAAUUUUUCAGUCCAUUAUUUUCUUUUAUCAUCAUGUAUAUAGUGUUCAAUUGUAUAUAAACUUUUGUAAUUUUUUUUGUUUCCCUUUUUUAAUUUGUUACUCAACUGUACGUAUACAAAACUUAGAAGUUAACUGAUUUGAGUAUAUUGACCAGUUAGAGGAUGAAGUUUCCCGGAAUAAAAUAUAGAAAAGAAAACUGUGUAAGCAUAAAAACACUACAGUUCCAAAUGCAUUUAGCCGUGAAUAAGUUUAUGAGUACAUUGAACGAUUAUGGUAAUAAAACGAUUUAAUUCCCAAUAAUUCCUGCUGUUUUAUUCUUAAAACAAUCCUUUUAUUUCUACACAUACUAAUCUCAUAUCUUCAGUAUUGAGAGAUCUAUAGAAAACAUUGAGGUAGCAGCAAUUGUCCGUUUCUGAUUUUUAAUAAGUCAACUAUUUUAAAAACGUUUUGGAUCUGCAUGAUGAUUGUGAUCAAUAAUUCGGAACUUUAUAUAAUAAUUGAUCCAAAUCAUUCACACUGGCUUAUAUGUUCUCUUAAAUCUUGAGUUUUAGCAUACUUCCUUGAAUUCUGUCGACUUAUUUCAUCCCUCCUUUUCAGUCGUAUUUUCUGUGUCUAAAUGUGCUAUCAUCGAUACUACUAAUAUUCCAAAUCUCUUUUGUCGGUUUUAUGUCGCUGCGGUGCUGUGUCGUGGUAAAUCGGAUCAAUGUAUAUACAUACCUGCUGACUAUGACUGACUGUUUAGAAACUCAUAACAAUUACACAAGUGUUAACUACUACAAUUCAAUAAAUGAAAAAUGCAGCUGUAUUUCGAUCUGUGGUUAUGUAAUACAAUAUCGUUGAACAGCCCCGAAAAUAGCGAUUAGCAGAUCGCAGAUUUGAGUUCUAACUGGCAGUCAAAAUUACUAUAAUUAAAGCUAACAAGAAAAUAUCAUGUAAUGCUCGUUGUUAAAAGCAGUAGAAACAGUCUAUAGAUAUGAUUACUGUAAUGAGAAAGAAAUACAAAUUGAAUAAUUAUGAAGAUAAAUGAUUUAAACCCCUUCUCCCAUAUAAAUGUGGAUAAAAAUAGAUAGAUAGUUCUUAUCGCUACAUUUGUAUAACAAGCACACCUCAAAGUGUAAAUGACAGCGAAAUACUUGAUAAAAAGGAUAGUUAUUAUAUGUGAAAAUCAUAUUUGAAUAAUCUCAGCGAUUGAAAUUUAUGAGUACAUUAAACGAUUAUGGUAAUAAAACGAUUUUAUUCCCAAUAAUCGCUGAGAUUAUUCAAAUAUAAUUUUCACAUAUAAUGACUUCUCUAUACUCGGCGCCCAAUUUCUGUCAAACUAUUCGUUCUAAUCUUGACGAAUAUUCGUAUAAAAAGGAUAGUUGUUUAUUGACUUGUAUGGUUUAAAGUUAGUAAAUUUGAAAAUACAGAUUAUUGAUCCGCUCGAUGUUUUGAAGGCAACACCUAACUGUGGUUCAGACUGGAUCUUCAGUAAAUAAGUCAAUUUCCUCAAGGUUUCCAACACGGUUUGUUAAUGAGUGUUAGUCAACAAUAAAGCUAGAUCCAGAGAUGCGCAACAAUGUUCUUCGAUCAGUAUAAAUAAUUCAUCACAGUUUCUAUUAUUUCUACAAAUCAUUGUAAAUAUAAUUUAUUUAAAGUAUAAUAUUAUAAUGGUUGAGAUCAUGAGUCAAUUAAAGCUAGACCACCGUGGAAAACCUAGGAGCACUGGACGGCCAUCUCGUUCUAUUGUGGAACUCCUCGGCAGUACGCAUCCACCAUCCCCCCUCUCGAGAUUCUAAUCCAGGAGUCCCGUAAUAGGACGAAACGGCCGUCCAGGUUUUCCACGGUGGUCUAGCUUCAAUUGACUCAUGAUCUCAACCAUUAGAAUUGCUAUAAUAUCCACAAAACCCCUUCUGAUAUAUUAUACUUGUUGUUGGUUCACUAAACCACGUUUACAGUUUACGUAACAUUGUUAGUCAUAUAUUUUUUAUUACCCAAAAUCCAGCUUAUUUAAAACAGACACUAAAAUCUGUCAACUAAUCAAAUGGAAAUCUUUUAAUAC